CAUCUGAAAUGGGGCGUGGUUUGUGCACUCCGGUAAAUAGGGGGGACAAGAUGGCAGCACCCAUGAGCAUCGUGGAAGAGAUCAGGACUCGGGUGAUUUUGCAAGAAUUUGGCGUAAAAAAUGUUCACACGACGGACUACCCAGGAAACUACCCGGGUUACGAUGACGCGUGGAACAUGGCUGACUUUAAAAAGAACUUCAGAAUCGACAUCGUGGACAUGGACGAGAACACCAUGGAGUUCGACAUGGUCGGGAUAGACGCUUCCAUCGCCAACGCCUUUAGACGGAUACUACUGGCGGAGGUGCCGACCAUGGCGGUAGAGAAGGUGUUCAUCUACAACAACACGUCCAUCGUACAGGAUGAGAUCCUGGCCCACCGGCUGGGCCUCGUACCCAUCAAGGCAGACCCGCGUCUCUUUGAGUACCGCGAUGCCGGCAACGAGGGAGAGGAUGACGAGGAGGGCUCAGAGAUAGACACCAUCAAACUGCAGCUGAAGGUGAAGUGCAGCCGGAACCCCCGCGCCACUAAGGACUCGGCGGACCCCCGAGAGCUCUACCUCAACCACAUGGUGUAUUCCAAGGACAUGAAGUGGGUUCCGAUCGGGAACCAGGCAGACGUGUUCGCAGACAUCAACAUCGGCCCGGUGCAUGGAGACAUCCUAUUGGCCCAGCUGCGCCCGGGCCAGGAGCUGGACAUCGUCAUGCACUGCGUCAAGGGCAUCGGUCAGGACCACGCCAAGUUCUCCCCGGUGGCCACGGCCAGCUACCGGCUGCUGCCCGAGAUCUCGCUGCUGGAGACGGUGGAGGGCGAGAAGGCCGAGCGCCUCCGAGGCUGCUUCUCCCGCGGGGUCAUGGAGCUGGAGGACCGUGACGGGAGGAAGUUUGCCAAGGUGGUGAACAGCCGUCUGGACACGUGUAGCAGAGAGGUCCUCCGCCACGAAGACCUCAAGAACCUGGUGAAGCUGGCCCGGGUCCGAGACCACUUCAUCUUCACCGUGGAGUCAUCUGGAGUGCUGCCUCCGGAUGUUCUGGUUACAGAGGCCAUCAAGGUCCUCAUGACUAAGUGCUCCAGGUUCCUCAAUGAGCUCAACACUUCGAACAUGGAAUGAAGAGAAACCACUCCCGAGUCCCGCCCACAAACGGAAUGAACGACCAAUGAGGUGGUCACAAUGUGCUUGCGGCCCGUCUCAUUGGUCGGUCUUCCAGGAUUCAAUGCUGUGCUUUAGGAAGUGUAGUUUAGGAUUUCUCUACUAACCUGCGAGUUCUGCUUGGUUGGUGGACGUACCGAUAUAUAAAAUGUAAAUAUGCGCUUUGUUUUUGUAUUUCUCUGAGAGAUCUCCUCAGUUUCGACAGAAGUUUAAGUUGGCUGACUGCAUUCUAGGUGAUAUGUUGAUUCAUGGAUGCUGAAUAAAGAGGCUGGCGUUAUGGUGGUUCAAGAUUGA
Molecule: messenger RNA, 1442 nt
Organism: Gadus morhua (Atlantic cod)
Lineage: Eukaryota; Metazoa; Chordata; Actinopteri; Gadiformes; Gadidae
Gene: polr1c
Product: RNA polymerase I and III subunit C
Exons: 9
Coding region: 9-1109 (366 amino acids)
Biological process (GO): DNA-templated transcription
Cellular component (GO): RNA polymerase I complex; RNA polymerase III complex
Molecular function (GO): protein dimerization activity; DNA binding
Source: RefSeq, a predicted model, not a curated record